CAGUAAAAUAAAUCAGUUUCAGUAUCCUUCUAGCUUAAAAACUAUAAUUAAUCAAAAGAACAGCACAAAAUAAUCUAAAAUGAGUUUAGAUAAUAUCGAUAAACUGUAUAAAAACUACGAAAUCUUGUCAGCAGCCACGGAUAAAACAAAACAUCAACAAGAAUAUCAAGAAAUCUUAGAUGCAGUGCAUGGAUCAGAUAAAGAAAAAAAGCUUGCUGCUACAUUCAUCUCAAAAUUCUUCAAAUGUUUCCCUGAUCUUAUGGAAACGGCAUUAGAUCGACAACUGGAUCUUUGUGAGGAUGAAGACGUUCAAAUACGUCGUGUUGCUAUAAAAGAGUUGCCCACUUUCUGCAAAGAUACCAAGGAAAAUACGCCAAAAAUCAGUGACAUUUUAGCUCAACUUCUCAACGCUUCAGAGCCAACAGAAGUUCAACAAGUCAAUCUUUCGCUGCAAACUCUUUCAAAGUUUGAUCCAUUGGGAACUGCUGCUGGACUUUUCAGCCAAAUAGCACAGGGCGAAGAACAAACUCGCUUAAAAUGUUUGCAAUACGUCAAUAAUAAAUUUGUCAAAAAUGGCUCCGAAGUUUUCACCAAAGAAGUUGAAGAAUUAAUUAUCAAGGAGAUUAAAAAAUUGUUGCAGGAUGUCUCAGCCGAUGAAUUCCAGCAAUGUAUGCAAAUCUUAAAUCACACAAAGUUGGGGAAAACUAUCACCGGUCAUCAGGAGUUAGUCAAGUUAUGCAUUGAACAAGCUGAUUUGGGAGCUGAACUCGAAGGUGACACUGCAUCAGAUGAUGACGUCGUCUUUUGCUUCUUACAAUGUGCUGGCGAAGCUUUGACAUAUUUUUCAUCACAAAUUGAAUCGACACCUUUCGUGAAAUUUACUUGUGAGAAAUUCUUCCCAUUGACAACAUGGCAUUUGAUUGGAGCUGCUGAUGAUCAGCCUCAAACACAAUUACGUCUUUUGAAAGUAUUCGCUGAGUUGUGUGUACAUUGUGGGGCUCUUGAGAAGCCGAAAGAUAAAAUUGAAGCAAUCUUCAACAUUUUACUUGAGUUCUUGCCAGCACCGCCCGCCGAUAUCGAUCUCACUACAGAUGGACCAUCAAUUUUAUUCUCACAUGUUGAAUGUUUGUUGUUUGCUAUUCAUUCAUUAGGCAAACAAUGUCCGGAAUACUUGACAUUCCCAGAUGAUUCCAACAAGUUGAAAGAUUUUCGAGCUCGUCUACAAUAUUUAGCACGAGGAACGCAAGGCUACGUAAAGAAACUUCAAGAAGACAUCAAAGGAAAAAACGCAUCCGAUCCAAAGACCGAAGAGGAGAAAUUAAAGAUUAUUGGCUUGAAAACAACUUCAAACAUCCAAACACUUAUUCGAGAUUUGUUCCAUUCACCACCGUCAUUUAAAUCAGUUGUUCGUCUCAGCUGGGUGCAACCAAAGCCCAGAAACACCAUAAAAGUCGCAGAAGCCGAGAAAACUGAAGAAAAGCCAACAACAACUGCAACGAAACGUCACGCACCAAUCACGUUUUCAAAUGGAAAGUCUGAAGAUUCAAAUGGUGCAAAGCAAGCAAAAUCAUCAAAUGGUCAACAAAUGUAUUCACCACCGGGUGGGAAGUUUUCUUCAAAGUUUAAUUCGGGACGUACAGGGGGGAAUUUCGGUAACAGAUCGCGUAAUGGAGGUGGAAAUAAUAGAUUCAGAUCAGGAGGCGGUGGCGGCGGCGGUGGAAAUCGCAACAAAAAUUUCCGUCGUUACUAAGCGAACGAAAAUGCUUUCAUGAAUGAAGUUAAGGAGUUGCUCGAGACGAGGGAAGUGUUCUUGAUUCAACAAUGAUUUUGUUUUUCAAAUGGGGUUGGGGGUUUCUUUGUUGCUUUUCCCAUUUUUUUAAAAUUAUACUUUGAUUAUGGAAGUGAUUUUUUUACCACUUUACUGCUUAUUAGUCAUUCUAAAUCCAUCAUCUAAAUCUUCACUGAAUUGGGACUUUCUCCCCUUGCAAUUUAAAUUUUCUUUUCUAGGAAAACCCAACCGAAUGAAGGAAGCUGAAGGACAAGCAACAUAGAAGAAAAAUUUUCUUCAAACUUAUUUUUAUAAGUUUAAUUAACGUUUUAUAUUUCAGUUGAUCCUAUCCAGACGAGAUUAACAUCAACAAAAGUAAUAAAAUUAAAAAUUGAAAGACAUCUUUUUAAUUUACAGGAAACUUUUUUAACUCAAACUUCGAUUUUCUUUUUUAAUUUCUAGGAUAUAAAAAAAAUUAAAUAAUUAAUUUUUUCGUUACGUAUAAUUAUCAGAAAAUCUUCUUUUUUACAAUUCAAGUUCAUCAAAGAUAAAUAAUAUAUUUCAAUAGAAAAUGUUUUCUUAUAAAAACAUUAAAAUCAUAAUUCGAGUAUCGUGUGAAAGAGAAAAAUGAAGAAUAAAGUAUUUUCGUCUGUUUCCAUCUUUAUGUGUCGAUUUAAUGGCGGCACUGCAGUGAGGGUCAUUUGGAACCGAAGAUCGAGAAAAGCCAUAUCCGAUGUUGCUUCAACCAGCGCCAUACUAGUCAGCGCUCAAAUAAUAAACAACAACAGCUUAAAUGUAACAACAUGAAUGAGCAUCAACAACAAACGCGAGGAAUUUAAUGAAGCUGGAAAUUCAAGAACAUGAGCCGAGAACAAAGUAAUCAAAACAAGAUUACAACAAGUAACUCUUCGACAAUAUUCCUUGCGAAGCUUUUGAAAUGUUUAGUGAAACGUUUGGAUAUUAUGUCGUUUAAUCGACAUGAAAUGUUUUGAGCAUAAUUUUAUUAUGAAUCACCACAGACGUAUCGUUAUGCAAUGUCUGGAUAUCAUUCUAAUUGCCGCUCAAUUCAGAACCAUUCCAACUAAAGCAAAACUAGAGGAAAUAAUUCACAAGGCAACAAAGAUACUGUUCAAAAAUCUCAGAAUCUGUCAGUACCAGUCGCUCCGAAGUAACUUUAUUUCUACAUUUUUUCCGAUGAACGCUUUAUUAGUUUUCAUCGAUAAUAUUAACAUUUUUUU
Molecule: messenger RNA, 3006 nt
Organism: Clunio marinus
Lineage: Eukaryota; Metazoa; Arthropoda; Insecta; Diptera; Chironomidae
Source: the annotation of a GenBank genome assembly